Micropterus salmoides (largemouth bass) is the source of this 891-nucleotide messenger RNA. It is a transcript of the gene efcab10, whose product is annotated as EF-hand calcium-binding domain-containing protein 10. NCBI's taxonomy places the organism in Eukaryota, Metazoa, Chordata, Actinopteri, Centrarchiformes, Centrarchidae. The coding region runs from base 299 to 697 and encodes 132 amino acids. The transcript is spliced from 4 exons. The record is from RefSeq and is a predicted model, not a curated record.
UGCUUUUCUUUGUACUGUAUCAUUGUAAAUUAAAUAAUUUGGGGUUUGGAGGCUGUUUGUCAGACAAAAGAAGCAACACCAAGACAUUUUGUUGUUGUAAGUUUGACUUUACUUUUAGUUUUAGGUUAAUGUUAGAGUUAGGGUUGCGGUUAGGCUCAUAAAAGUGAUCUGGUCAGGAUUAUUUGUAUUUGUGAUGGACCACACAGGUAACGUUACGUGUGUUUGUUUGUGUUGACGCCUCAACCGUUCGUGUUGGCGUAUCAUAGCAACAAGCUCAAACAAAGGUGAAGUGGAAAAGAUGGCGACGCAGAGAGAAAACGAUGCUGCUGAUUAUCUCAAGAAACACAAAAUUAUCGAGCUCAUGGACAACCUGACCAGCAUGCUGUUCUUUUACAGACCUGAGAAUCCCAGAGAGUUCCUUAUUGAGCAACUGGAACAGCUGAAGAUUUCUCAACAGAGUGGUAUGAGAGGGCCGAAUCUGUUCAACAACGCCAACUUGAAUGCAGUGUUUGGGAUACUGGACCCCGCUAACCAAAAAUACAUCACUUUUGCCCAAUACAAGCAGGCUCUGACCACACUGGGCAUAAAAGACAUUAAUGAGUGUCCUGAAGGUGUAAAUGAAGACAGAAUAUCCCAUGAGACUUUCAAAACAGAAGCGAUGCAAGGCCUGCAGAGAUGCUCAGCAACGUAUGAAUAACUGUGAACUUAUAUAUAGAUAUGGAUGUUGUCAUUUGGACUUGGCUUUAUCUGUAGCUGUGUUUUAUAAAAUGAGCACAUUUUAUAUAAUUAUUGUUAUUAAACUGCUAAUGUUAACAUGUAUUCUGAUUCAUGUAGUUUCAUUUCCUUUCAAGUAUUCACCACUUUGUAGAAUAAAGUCAACAUUUGCAUGUU